AUGGUUGUUCUCUCGAGAGAAUGCAGGGCUAUUGGUAAAUCUACCGUGAAGAAUGACGCAAGAAACUUACGGCUUCAACUUCGAAACAAACUCUUACUUCCUCUAUUUACUGAAAAGAAACUAGAAGGAGAGGGUGGUGCUCGCAUUUCUGUUGCAUUGAUCGAUGCGGAUACAGGGGAUGUCGUUACGUCAGGGCCGGAAGCCUCCAUCAAGUUGGACGUCGUUGUGCUUGAAGGUGACUUCAACAGAGACGAUGGGGAAAAUUGGGCUCCAGAAGAGUUUGAUAGCUACGUGGUUAAAGAACGAGAAGGAAAGGGGCCGCUUUUGAGAGGAAAGCUCCAAGUGAAGCUCAAGGCUGGUGUUGGGGAGCUGGGAGACUUGAUGUUUACUGACAAUUCCAGCUGGAAUCGAAGCAAAAGUUUCAGGAUAGGGCUCAAAGUGGCAUCGCGUGAUGGUAAGAAUACACGAAUCCAAGAAGAAAAAACAGAUGCCUUUCCCGUUAGGGAACGUAGGACACAAGCGAAUGUUGACAGUUUGGAUCCUUUCCAGCAGAGGAAAGAAAAGCAUCAUCUGCCUGUAUCGGAUGACGAAGUCUGGUGGCUGAAGAAUAUUGCCAAAGAUAGGAAAAUCUCGCUAAAAUGA
Messenger RNA from Eucalyptus grandis, 642 nucleotides. RefSeq names its product calmodulin-binding protein 60 D-like. Gene Ontology annotation, biological process: regulation of salicylic acid biosynthetic process. Lineage: Eukaryota; Viridiplantae; Streptophyta; Magnoliopsida; Myrtales; Myrtaceae. Gene Ontology annotation, cellular component: nucleus. Gene Ontology annotation, molecular function: sequence-specific DNA binding; DNA-binding transcription factor activity; calmodulin binding. The transcript is spliced from 3 exons. The record is from RefSeq and is a predicted model, not a curated record. Bases 1 to 642 code for a protein of 213 amino acids.